Messenger RNA from Acanthoscelides obtectus, 1171 nucleotides. The record is from the annotation of a GenBank genome assembly. NCBI's taxonomy places the organism in Eukaryota, Metazoa, Arthropoda, Insecta, Coleoptera, Chrysomelidae.
GUCGUGUCAUUGUCCGUCCGGAAUUGCUCAUUUGAAAGUGUGCUUUGCUUCAAAAAAGCCUUGGAACAGAACAGGCGGACUUCAAAUUUAAUGUGCAAAUAGUCCUUACAAAGAUUCGCGUCUAACGAGUAAAAAAUCAGCCCCAUCAGAACACGAUGAUACAAACAAACUAAAACGACAAGUUUUCUUCAGUCUCUCCAACCUGCCGACCCGGUCAGCCUAAGGUCUUCGGAGUAGCUCGCCACGAAACUAUCCGCAUCGCGUGCGAGCUGGAGGCCAACCCAACGGACGUCCAGUUCAUAUGGAAGUUCAAUAACACCUCUGAAGCCUACGACAUCCCCCAGAGCCAGAUUCAAACGGAAAAGGCACGGAGUUACGCAUACUACAAACCUAUCUCGGAGAUGGACUACGGUACUCUGCUGUGCUGGGGCAGGAAUGAGAUUGGCAUGCAGAAGGAGCCUUGUGUAUUCUACAUUAAUCCAGCUGGCAAACCCGACCCGCCCUCAAACUGCACCAUCCUGAACCAGACCUCAGACUCGCUGAGCUUGGAAUGCUCAGAAGGCUUCGAUGGCGGUCUACGUCAACAGUUCGUCAUGGAAGUUUAUGACGCUGCCAGCGGGCGGCUAGUGGGAAACGUAACAGCGCGGCAGCCCGCUUUCGGUGUGGGCGGGCUGGACGCGGGCGCAGGGUUCAAAGUCAACAUAUACGCUGUCAACAGGAAGGGCCGCAGUCCGGUAAUGCAGUUGUUGGCUGCUACACUCAAGUCAGCCGAGAAACAUACUGCCACACUCCUAGUAUCAGAAAAACCUCCACCUCCCGAGAACUGCACCGUCCUCCACCAAACCCGCUACUACCUGUCCGUGGGCUGCCACGUGCCCGACGUGCACCGCGCUUACUCCAACACGUACCUGCUCCAGGCCUUCGAUGCAGGCACCCGCCUUCUGCUGGCCACAGCGACUUCACGGAACCCGGAGGAGAUCACCGUCUCCGACCUACCUCCGGAUUACAAGGACCUCCUGCUGUUCGUGCGCACCAUGGACGGCAGAUCGGUGGCCAGCGAUGCCAAUACCAUCUAUGUGCCAGCGAUGGCAGAACUCAAGACUGGCGGUAAGGGCGUGAAUCUCUGUUCUUUUUAACAGUGGUUGGUGGUGCUGAGUUUGGUGGAGGACGG